CAAUCAGUUUAACUUAAGGAUAUAGUAGGGUUGGUUUGAAAAGUGAAAUAUAAAGUUAGGAAGUUUUAGAAAAUUAGUUUAGAUUGUUUUAUAUAUAUUACCCUCUCACAAAGCAAGUGGAAAUUAAAUAUAGCAAUGCCAUGAUAAUUUAUUUAUUUACAAUUAUACAUAGACAUAUAAAUGAAUGGAUUAAUCAGAAGAAAAACUUUGAAAAUGGAAAAGUGUUGUGUUAUUUUAUAUGUAUUUGUAAAUAGAAAAUGAACAGUAUGAUCUGUAUGUUUACAUUAUUGCUUUUUCACUAACUUACUUCACAUUGUUUUGGCAAAGAGGAUCAUGGAACAGAUCUCUGAAGAAGGUUCUAAUGAAGGGCAAGGUUUUCCAAUGACCCGGAAGAUGGUCCGUUGUUACAUACAGGAGAUGUAUAAGGCCUCUGGACGCACAAGUCUUUUCAAUUUAGACAAAGGACCAAGCGACAAAUGGUUUCGCAAACUGAAGAAAGAUUACCCACAGCUUGCUUUCCGAAAGCCCCAGAGCCAGGACAGGGGGAGAGGCCGCAUGUCAAACAAGAAGGUGGCUGGGGAAUUUUUCCAGUUCUGGAGAGAUAUAUUGGAGAAGCACUCCCUGUUAGAUAAACCGUCACAGCUUUUCAACUGCGAUGAGACUGGGUGGUCAGGAAAGGAGUCAGGUCGGAGAAAAGUGUUAGGGCCUAGGACAGGAUUUUUGUAUCAGCAGAAGCCCAUCGAUGCAGACCACAUGACUGCCCACUUGUGUGUUUCGGCAGACGGACGAUUUAUGCCGACGAUGAUCAUCUUUAAGGGUAGUUUGCCGCAUCGCAACUACAAGGACGGCUUGCCAGGCUCAUGGCUGUUCAGCACAUCAGAGUCAGGCUAUAUGGACUCAGAACUGUUUUAUCAGUGGUUCAUACGAAUAUUUCUUCCGAAUUGUGGUCGGGCCCGUCCGGUUGUAUUGCUGAUGGAUAAUCAUGACUCGCACAUUUCACUGCACUUAGUGGAGAAAGCGAGGGAAGAGCAGGUACAACUAUAUAAGUCUCUAAUUAAUCGUAUAUUAUUUCAACUUUUGAAUAUUGAUAACAUAUCUCAAAUGAAUCUCAUCAUAUAA
Messenger RNA from Mercenaria mercenaria, 1119 nucleotides. RefSeq names its product jerky protein homolog-like. Lineage: Eukaryota; Metazoa; Mollusca; Bivalvia; Venerida; Veneridae. The record is from RefSeq and is a predicted model, not a curated record. Gene Ontology annotation, cellular component: nucleus. The transcript has 6 exons. The coding region runs from base 334 to 1119 and encodes 261 amino acids. Gene Ontology annotation, molecular function: DNA binding.